Trematomus bernacchii (emerald rockcod) is the source of this 1469-nucleotide messenger RNA. RefSeq names its product centrosomal protein 44 (gene cep44). The transcript has 11 exons. Gene Ontology annotation, cellular component: centrosome; spindle pole. The coding region runs from base 201 to 1262 and encodes 353 amino acids. NCBI's taxonomy places the organism in Eukaryota, Metazoa, Chordata, Actinopteri, Perciformes, Nototheniidae. The record is from RefSeq and is a predicted model, not a curated record.
UUUAAUUUAACCGAAGUGAGAUGCAGCCGAUGACAAACUGAUAAACUAAACUAAACAAAAAAUAAAAAUCAGAAAGCUGUGUGCGUACAGGUUACGUCAAUGACGUCAACGCGUUACAGAACGUGUAAAGACUUGCCGCGCAACAGCCAAUCGCAUUGGUGCGGGGGAUCACCCGGCAAAACAAACUAACGAGUGGCAAGAUGCUGUCGAAUGGAGAUGUCAAUGCUUGUCUUCGUAAACUGGAAACUCUCCUGCGGACCAUAAAGUACCCAGGACAUGUGGACUAUAAUGGCCUUUCCAAAGGGGAUCCCUCCGCUUUCCUACCUAUUGUGAGCUUCACCCUCACCUCCUUCUCUCCACCUUUUGCUAACCAACUGAUGGAGGAUGGACUUGAGCUGACUGGCAAAACGGACCUCCGAUUCACUGACACUCUUUAUAAGGUACUGCGAGAUAUCUUCCACUAUAAGCCCAUACUGACCAAGCAGCAGUUUCUCCAGUGGGGGUUCUCUGUGAGGAAGAUCUCUGUAAUCUGUGACAUCAUUAACUUGGUCCUGCAGAAACACAACCUACUAAAGAAGAGACCCGUUAAACAUUUACAGUUGCAGCAGAGAGUCAGAUGUCCUCCCUCACACAAGGAAGACAGAGGAGAAGCCCAUCCGACCCUGACUGAUGCAGACACUAUGUCCAAGAAGCCAGUGGUUGAGAAUCACAUGGGAAAUUGCUCCAUUUCCCCCACAAACUCCUCCCAUGCAGAAGCAUUCUCCUCCCAUAUUGUGACUCAUAUUUCUCAUAAUGAAGUGCACUCGUCCACUUCUCCUAGAGAGGGAGAGCUGGCAGGACAGGGUGUGGACAACGAUCACCUCCUCUAUUCGUCAGAAGUAGAGGGGAGGCUGUCCGCACUGGAAGCUCAACUAGGGAGUGUGGUGUGUGUGCUGGACCGGCUCAGUGUGCUGGAGGAGCGCAUGGAGGAACGUGACCAACACAGAAACACAGACAAGGAUGAAGAACAGGUCAUCACGAUAUCCAGAGAGAGCUGGGAAAAUCUGAUGAGCAGAUUGCUGUUAUUGGAAACUAAAGUAGAUCUGAACAAUAUACAGUUAAGUGUCCCGCCGCAGUGUCCAUCCUGUCCAUGUGCAUCUAACUACUCAUCCAGCUCCAUGUCUGAUGCUUCAAAGGGGGACAUCAAGGACAGACUGGAUAGGAUCACAAACAUGCUGAAGAGCACCUCCAGUCUGCUGAAGAUCACCGAGUCUUCCAGUUAGUUUGUGUUGAAACAUUAUCUGACAUGUUCCUUAUUAAACCGAAUGAUCACCGUUUUGUAUCAAUCAGCUUGAUCUGAAGCUUCUAUAAGCCUCUUGUACUUCUGACAAGCUCUGAGUGAGGAAGAAAUACGGUCACUAUGAAAGUGAAAGAGCCCUGGCUGCAAGGACCGGCCCUUCACAAAUAAAUGCUCUAUUUUUCAAACUGCA